Tripterygium wilfordii is the source of this 837-nucleotide messenger RNA. RefSeq names its product (+)-neomenthol dehydrogenase-like. The record is from RefSeq and is a predicted model, not a curated record. Gene Ontology annotation, cellular component: membrane. The transcript has 4 exons. NCBI's taxonomy places the organism in Eukaryota, Viridiplantae, Streptophyta, Magnoliopsida, Celastrales, Celastraceae. Bases 1 to 837 code for a protein of 278 amino acids.
AUGGAUUAUGCGGUUGAUUUCCUCCUCCUUCCUGCUGAAGCUCGUGGUGCUUUUGGUCUUCAUCCUUCUCUUGGUUGGUGUCUGGAAGCUUCACGAUCUCUUCUGUAUGCAGUUGUGACUGCCUCAAACAAAGGGAUUGGAUAUGAGACACUUGAUGUAGCAGACUCUGCCAGCAUCUCUUCCUUCGCCGAUUUCGUCAAAACCCAGUUCGGAAAACUUGACAUCUUGGUCAACAAUGCUGGAAUGCUUGGCGUAACUAUUGACAUUGAAGCCAUAAGAGCUUCAGGUGGACAGAUCGAUCCUAGUCGCGCAAUGAUUCAAACUUACGAAUUAACCGAACAAUGCCUCAAAACAAAUUACUGUGGACCUAAAACCAUGAUUGAAUCACUAGCUCCUCUUCUCCAACUAUCAGAUUCACCAACAAUUGUCAAUGUCUCCUCCUACUAUGGCAAGUUAGAGUAUAUAACAAAUGAAUGGGCUAAAGAAGUGUUGGGUGAUGGAGAGAAACUCACAGAAGAUAGACUCGAAGAGGUGUUGAGGGAGUUUCGGAAGGAUUUCAAAGAAGGUUCACUGGAAAGCAAAGGGUGGCCAACAUUUACAGCUGCAUACAAGAUGUCAAAAGCAGCCUUAAAUGCAUACACAAGGAUUGCAGCCAAAAAGUAUGAGAGUUUCUGCAUCAACUGUGUUUGUCCUGGCUUUGUAAAAACAAAUUUUAACCGUAACAAAGGCACCUUGACCGUCGAAGAAGGUGCUGAAAGUCCUUUGAAGUUAGCAUUGCUGCCUAAAGGAGGUCCUUCUGGUCUCUUCUUCAUGCGAGAUGAAGUUUCAGUCUUCUGA